This is a messenger RNA of Coniophora puteana RWD-64-598 SS2, 1534 nucleotides long. RefSeq lists its product as uncharacterized. The transcript has 3 exons. The record is from RefSeq and is a predicted model, not a curated record. NCBI's taxonomy places the organism in Eukaryota, Fungi, Basidiomycota, Agaricomycetes, Boletales, Coniophoraceae. Bases 250 to 1122 code for a protein of 290 amino acids. Gene Ontology annotation, biological process: negative regulation of mitotic cell cycle; negative regulation of cell population proliferation. Gene Ontology annotation, cellular component: nucleus; cytoplasm.
CCAGUCUCUUCAUUCUUUACUCUCUUCCUCUCCCUACAGCCAGUCUGUUAGAUUUCCGACGCUCACAUUCGAUCUCUCCGUCCAAUCUCAAAUACACCUGAGACCACUGCUUGACGCAUUUCCCAUUUAGCGAGCCAACUCCCGCACCUCUCAUCGCAGGUCGAUCCACUCUUUGAACUUCUGCACGCAACGUUACACGCCUUCCAUCUUCCGCAUCAACUUCUAUUCACCAUCAUCCCAAACAUCAGCAUGUCUUCUUUCAGCCUCAACGUCACCCUCGCCCAGGCGAUUGCCUUCUUGACUCGUCCCCUCCUCCGCACUACUCCUGCUGCCACUGUCGUUCGCCUUCAGUCUCUUCUCGAGGCGAACCUCACUGCCUUGUUCGCUCCGACUUGGGAAGUGACCGAUCCCCUCCGUGGCUCAGGACGCCGGUGCCUUACCUUGUCCCCCAACUGCCUUCCUCAUCGCUAUGUCUAUGCCGCAUGCGUUGCUGCUGGCGUCCAGUGGUUCGACUGGAUGGCCGCGCUCGGUGGGCGCGAGUUCGACUUCUUCGUUGACCCCGGCUCCGUCUCCGUUCGUUUCGGGCAAGGUGCUAAACUGAUCACCGUCUGGUCCGAGGAACUCAUGGUUCAUUCCCUCCCGAACACGUCGUCCUCGGCAACGUCUAAGACUCUUGCACAGCAGCUCUUGGAGAAUGACGAGGAAGAAGACGAGCAGAUUUUCGCCAUGAUUGCCGACGAAGUCAGCGCUCCUACCUGGAUGGCCCCCAUCCUGGACAAGUUCCCCAUGCCCAUACGCUCCGAGUCACCUCUUUCCGCGAUCUCCAGCGACUCGCGCUCGUCCAAUUCGAGCUCCUGCUUUUCGUCAUCAGACUCGCGUAGCUCCACACCAUCCAACGCGACUGCUUCUUCCGCUGGUAGCGUGGGGACUUCGAACCUCUCCCGUCGUGAGAGGGCCAGGCAAGCUCGCGUCUUCAUUGACACCACGAAGACGCAGGUGACUCCUUAUGAUGGAGGCAAGACCACCGUUCUUACCGGUGGUGUCAUGUUGGGCGCCGCGCGUGCCCCGGCUAAGUCUACUCCCCAGGCUGGCUCCACCGCGACGACCUGGCGCCGUGUCUAAACGACGCUCCAUCUCUUGACAUCACCUUCGGUUUGAUGGAAUUUUAUGACAACCUCUGGCAGACCCUUUACGCCUUUUACGCAGAAAAAGCAUUUCAACGAACUUUCAUCUGGACAUUAUACCAUAGCAUACCAUAACUUUCAGGCUUUAUAUCAUAAUUGUUCUCUGCCUUUCUCCGUCACCCCCUUGUCUCCUUACAAAUCGAAUGUGUAGCAUCUACAGACCUUGGCAUACCUUUUGUGGUUCUGCAAGCAAUACCCCCCUGCUGUCGAUUUCAUCUUGGGCAUUUGUAGAUUAUCUAGUUCGUAAUAUUGCUUUCUGCUUGUAUUCUCAAUACAUAGCCUGGUGCACCACAAGUCCUUUUGUCUCUGCUGCAUGGAAAAGCGCGAACGAUUGCAAGCGUAAAUGUACA